Molecule: messenger RNA, 3008 nt
Organism: Physcomitrium patens
Lineage: Eukaryota; Viridiplantae; Streptophyta; Bryopsida; Funariales; Funariaceae
Product: magnesium transporter MRS2-4
Biological process (GO): magnesium ion transport
Molecular function (GO): magnesium ion transmembrane transporter activity
Source: RefSeq, a predicted model, not a curated record
UUUUCUUUUUGUAUUUUUUUCCCGUUUUUGUUGAAUUCUGCGUAAACGUCUGUGGUCGUAGGAUGUGAUGGAUUGUGAUUUAGGGCAGUGUGAAGUAUUCCCGUGAUGUUGAUCGAUGGGAGCUCAGUGAUAUCAAGUCAGUCGUUUUAGCCCUGGUCGUCAUUUCGAAGGUGAAACAACGGAGGUUGUUGAACUCUUGAACUGUGCGAGGGUGCACUUCAUGAUCGAGAGACAACCAGUACUUGACGGGAAAGGGGAUGAAAUAGUAAAGUACUCAGAGUUUUUUUGUGGCUUUAGUCUCCAGCAGUCUUGAAUGAGAAUUUUAAGUAGGCAAGGCCUGUAGCCAGCAUUUUUUACCGGAGGUUAUGGGAGCGCGUUCUAGGCCAGAUUCAAUUCAAGAUAGUAGCUUGUCUCGAGCAAGGGUGUGCAAAUUGUAGUAAAGAUGUUUUAAUCACAUAUUGCGAGCAUAGGAUGCGCUAGAAUCGAAUCUGAUGAUUAGUUACGUAUUUGAUGAGCUAUCCGAACAGUAGAUGUUGUAGCAGACGUUAUUUUAAUGCACAACUUCAAUUAUUGUGCACUAAGCGAACAUCGUAUGUUAAAUUAGUGCAUGGAUUUGUGACCUAAAAGCUUAAUUUCUUUAAUUCUAAAUUGUGGUGUGAUCCUCUUAGGACUUCUAUGAUUCCUUAAUCCUCGCAUCAUUCUUGGCAUUCAUGUUCUCUCUUUGCACAAUAGUGGGACACGCUACGACAGUAUGUCAUGGAAACAUGUGACUUGUUGAAGAAUACUGUUACUAGGAGUUUCGCCAAGAUACUAAACAAGCCGAUCCGCAGUCGGACUACCUUCUUAUGUUAUCUUAAUGCUGUUAUGAUGCAGCCUAAGAUUGCCAAGUAAGAAGGUAUCGAUAGAAACGUUCUGGACUGAAGCAUUUUACGGCUCUGCAUUUGUUGCUUCAAUCAUACAAUCAGCCAAUAUGGGGAAGCGAGUGAUAAAUAGACAGGUUGUUCACAAGUCCACUUACGAACGAAUUACAAUGCAGCCUCCGAAGUCGGAAAACCAAAUUGUUUCUUCUAAUGUCUUAAAGAACAGGAAGGCGGGCACUAAGACGUGGAUGCAGUUUGAUGCAUCUGGAAACUCUGAGAUCUUCGAUUGUGACAGGAACGGCCUUUUGAAACGUGUUACAGUUCCUGCUCGGGAUCUCCGCAUAUUGGGACCCAUAUUUUCAAAAUCUUCCCAUAUUCUAGCAAGGGAGAACGCAAUGGUGGUUAAUCUAGAAUUUGUGAAAGCUAUAAUAACAGCGGAGGAAGUUUUUUUUCUCGACCCUUUGGGUCGGGAUGUGAAACCUUUUGUGGACCAACUUAGAAUACAACUCAAUCCUGAGAAUACUUUACAGAUCGAUUGUGCAGUGCCGAACACGUCUCCUGGAAGACAUCUGAGCACAACAGAUGACAGUCAUCUCGAACAACUUCCUUUUGAAUUUCGAAUUUUGGAAAUUGCCCUUGACGUGGUUUGCAACCACCUUGAGGAACUCGUGCGUGACUUGGACAAGACGGCACGUCCAGCUUUAGAUCUUUUAACGAGAAGAAUUAGCAGAAGGAGUCUUGAGCUUGUCCGAUCGGUCAAGAGCCAACUUACUCAUUUAAGUGCUCGUGUUCAGAAGGUGAGAGAUGAACUUAUGCAACUCUUGGACGAUGAUGAGGAUAUGUCGGACCUCUACCUAACUCGGAAGCUACUCCAAGCCCAACAUCUGGUCUCUCCACUUUACACCAUCUAUUCAGACAGUGGGGUCACCGCGAGCUCCGCAGCAUCACGCAAAUUGGCACGAUUGUCUUCAAUAAGAAGUCAUGGUCAUACCAGCCGUCGCAGCUCAGCCACACAGAGCACGAGUCCAGCCUACGAUGUUGAAGAGUUAGAAAUGCUGUUAGAAGCCUACUUAAUGCAGGUGGAUGCUAGUCUUAACAAGCUCUCGCUGGUACGUGAGUACAUUGACGACACAGAAGACUAUGUUAACGUACGUCUUGAUCAUCAACGGAACCAGCUCUUUCAGUUUCAGAUUACCCUGGGAGCAUUGGCUUUGGCUAUUGCAACUGCUACAGGCUGUAUUGGAUCCUUGAGCAUGAAUGUUCCUGUACCACCAUAUCAUAACCCUAAAUGGUUUGCACCAUUCCUAGCCAGCGCCUUCUUCGUUUCUUGUAGUCUUUUUGUGGGUAUAUUAGUGUAUGUUCGAUGGAAGGGGCUCUUUGAGAAGUGAGACCAAGUGAGAAGCAAGUACCAAAAUGACACAAGUUAUUCAGUACAUGUUCUUUCCAAAUGAUGUUUAACUUAUAGCCUACGUUGACAUGUUGGUAGUUCCCCGGCUGAUUAGAAAUUGUCAGAUAUGUUUGAUUUGCGGAAUUUCUUUAAGUUCCUUAAAAAAUAGGCCUUAGUUAAGGAGAAUGAAGACCAACGUGGAAAGAACAGGUGAAAGACCUUGAAACUAUCACUUCCACGCAUGGUUGAAGGUGGUUCAAGAAAUGGUUAACCUUAAAAGGUUAUGAUAUGUGAUUAUGCAAAAAUGGAGUUGCCUGUUGAUUCUUCGAAACCAUCGGGCUAAGGAUUGAUCUGAUAUUGAGCGACGGACACGGUUGCCUUUCAUUUUGGACCCUGUUCAAAAGUUGGAGAGCCAAGCAUGUUUAAUCGCUCCUCAAAGUCACCUUCUGCAAAAGGUGACGAACCCAUCCCUGUUACUUAAGCUCUUGCUCAUACUUUCACUUAGUGUGAUGCUUCUUUUUACGAAGUACCGAUUUUGAUAUUCCCAAAUUGCAUCCUAUGUCAUGGCUGUACAUGUUCUGCACAUGUGGUCCACCAAUGUAUAGAUUAUUCAAAUAUAUUCCUAGUAUCGCUGUUUGAAAAUCUAUGAACCAAGCUUUGAUAAUUCAUCAGGUAAUUGCAUCGAUAUUUGAUCUUACUGAUUGUUACAUUUUGUACAUUAUUACAAUAAUAUGUUUUACUAAGAAUACUAUUUCUGUUUA